UGACUCGGGGGAGGCUGCUGGCGCUGAGAGGGAGUGUGGCAGCCGAACUGGUCUGGUGGGGAGGAGGAUUUCAGGGCUGGACAGUGGAUCCGAAGACCAAAAGCAUGUACUUCAGACUUCAGGGUGAGGUGGCCCUGCUCCUUGGGCAGUCCCUUAAUGCACUCUGGGCCGCAGUUUCCCCAUCCAUGAUUUAAGUGAGAGGUAGGCCUACAUGACAUCCAGGUUCUACCCAGCGGGAAAAUGCUUCGGUUCUGUGUUGGUCGGUGAGGCGGAGGCCCAACAAAUCUUCAUGCCUUUUUGUAACUUUGUUUAUUAGGGCAACCUUUAAAUCUUUGUGUUUUUCAAAUAUAAUUUUAUUUUUCAAAGUCAAAAGAGUUAAAACGAGAUGUUGCUAGUCCUGCUCAGGCAGGCCCCAUGGGUCCUCUUUACAGGAAUGUAAUGGCUGCUGCCUGGCCCCUGGUUCAGGGCACCUUCUAACUGCUCUGAGAGGCCUUGGCCUGCAUCUUGUCAGAUUCUGGGGAAAUCUGAUGACCCUAAGACACAUGGUCCCUUGCCCCACUGAGCCCAGAGAAGGAGUGAAACAAGAUACAAGUACCACAUGUGUAUAAGACUGUGGGUCUCAUAUGGGAGGACCAGCAGCUGUAAGACUGUGGGGGCCAUUAUGGGAGGACCAGCAGCUGGGGCCCCAGGCCAGAGAUGAACAGUUCAGAGGAGUGAGAUGAACUGCCACAGUGAUAGCACUGAGAUCUGUCUUGGCACACAACCAAGGACUAAAGGAUGUUUUGGGGGGAUUAAAAGGAAAUUCUAACAGGCAUCUAAUGUCCCCCUGGCUUUUUCCUAUGUUACAAGUGCUUGUGGCAGGAGGGGCUUUGUAGAUAUGGUCUGAGGAUUGAUGUGCAGUCAGCAUUUGGUCAGUGUAGCUGUUCUCAUAACUGUUGUCUUGUUUGUAGAGGGGCCCAAAACGACACAGGAUGCAGAGCUUCCUGAAGUUGCUGAGAGGGAGUGUGGGCACCGGCCCACCCUUGGUGGAGCUGGUGACCCUUGCAGGCACGCUGUGCCGGGACCUUCAGGAUGACCUUGCCCAGGUGCAGCCAUUAGUCACAGCCAUGCUGGACAGCCAGCUCCACCUCUAUCUCCUGGACAAUGCAGAUGUGGCCCUGAUGUGCGCCCGCAUGCUGGUCCAGCAGGAGCAGCACCAGGCUGCCUGCCAGCUGCUGAAGAGUUGCCGGGUGCCAGGAGGCAGCCAGGAGCUGGUGCAGCUCUGGCAUGACAUUCACUACCAUCUGUUCAUGAAGAAGAUGGGUGUGGCUGUGCUGACCCCGGUGCAGAAGUUCCGCUGCAGGAAGAGGAACCCACCGCCCCCCUCCCUCUGCCCUGAUGGCCUGAAGAGCCGGAACUUCCCCAGAGAAGUUCGCCAGAAGCUGCACGACUUUGCCUCGGGCGUGAGCACCAACCCCAGCAAGGCUGAGCGGGAGAACCUGGCCUCAGAGACGAGCUUGACCGCAGAGCAGGUCUACAACUGGUUUGCCAACUACCGGCGGCGCCAAAGGGCCUUUCUACAGCACUUGGAGCCAGUCCCAGAGGGCACUACAGAGGAUUCCAGCACCUGGGAGAAGGGUCUGAACCCCCCGCAGCCCUCAGAUCAUCACCUUGGCUCUGGGUGUGUGGAUAGGCCUCAGUGGUCAGGAGGUGAGGAAAACAGGCCUGCACAGUCCCCAGUGACCACCCGUGGGCCUUGGGAGCCGCUGGUCCUGGCCCAGGACUUCUCUGGAGAUGAGACUAUGCCAACGCCACUGGCUUCCAGGUCUCUGCAGAGUGGUGAGAUGUACCGGGAGGAGCCUCACCACAGUCCUGUCAUCUUACCCCAAGUCUGCCCUGGCUCUAGCCUCCACUCUCUGACUGCAAGCAGUGACAUGCUGGACCCAUCUCUGGCUGCCCCGAAGUCAUUGCUGAUGUCUCUUGCAAUGGCAUCCUCCAGGGAAGUUUCCUUCCAGAAUGAGCAGCUGGUCCACGAUCAUGGGAUGGACAUCAUGAUGCGUCCUGCAGAUGCUACCAUGUCUGUGUCCGUUGCCACCUUUGGUGAGCCCAGCUUCACAGGAUUUACUGACCCACCUGGCAGCAACCUGCAGAGGACAUACCUGGAGUUGGGUCCAGGCUGCAGCAGUGGCCAGGCAGAACGACAGGUGGGCAGCUUCCUGGUGACACAGCCCCCAUCGGAGGCUCCUGAGUUCUUCCUCCCCCAGAGCCCCCCAGGACUGGCACCAGCCCCAGACACCUUCCCCGGCCCUGUGUCUGCUGUGGAGCUGAGCCAGCCCCUGCCCUCCAGCCAGGUUCAGUGGCCCGAUGACCAGGCCUCCAGCGAUGCCUUCUGGGGGGCCAGGAUGCUCCUCGAGCUUUCAGGGAGCAGCCUGGGCUGAGCUGUCCCCCAGGGGCCCGGCCGCUGCUCCAGGGCAACAGUUGUGGGCGUUGGCCUUUCACCGCGAGUUACAGGCGUCCGGACUUGAAAGAGCACUUCCCCAGAGUUCCCUGGGGCUUCCACUGAGAGCACUGAGGGCACUGAGCCCCCUGCCAUGUUCACAUAGUUUGGUUGCCAAUUCCCUGUGUUGGGGGAGCAUUUAACGCUCAUCCAAUCAGAAGUCAAAAGUGGGUCUACUUCACUCAGGCAGUGGCAGGUUACAGAGCUGAACUCCUGGGGGUUCCUGCCAGGGAAGGCCUUUCUAGAGAGAGAAGGUGGUUCUGCUGGCCACCCUACCACGGACCCCGUGACAAGGCCAGACUUCUCUACCUGGGUAACUUUGUGAGUGAGGCAUGGGCAGCGUUUGGACAUGUCUGUGUCUGGGCCCUUUUCCAAAGUAACUGUAGUUAGAGUGGCCUGGGCAGGGGGCUGCAGGGUGUCCCCUGAGGUUGUCAUUUAUUGUGUUUUCUAAACAAUGUUGUAUUUCAUUAAAGUUGGAUGU
Messenger RNA from Manis pentadactyla (Chinese pangolin), 2957 nucleotides. It is a transcript of the gene ANHX, whose product is annotated as anomalous homeobox. The transcript is spliced from 9 exons. The coding region runs from base 972 to 2417 and encodes 481 amino acids. The record is from RefSeq and is a predicted model, not a curated record. Gene Ontology annotation, cellular component: nucleus; transcription regulator complex. Gene Ontology annotation, biological process: regulation of transcription by RNA polymerase II. NCBI's taxonomy places the organism in Eukaryota, Metazoa, Chordata, Mammalia, Pholidota, Manidae. Gene Ontology annotation, molecular function: DNA-binding transcription factor activity, RNA polymerase II-specific; RNA polymerase II cis-regulatory region sequence-specific DNA binding.